Messenger RNA from Coffea eugenioides, 2838 nucleotides. RefSeq names its product putative late blight resistance protein homolog R1B-17. The record is from RefSeq and is a predicted model, not a curated record. Gene Ontology annotation, biological process: defense response to other organism. The coding region runs from base 1 to 2838 and encodes 945 amino acids. Lineage: Eukaryota; Viridiplantae; Streptophyta; Magnoliopsida; Gentianales; Rubiaceae. The transcript has a single exon. Gene Ontology annotation, molecular function: ADP binding.
AUGGUAAAAUUGCAACCUAUCAGGCUCAAGGUGCAUGGUCGAUUCGGGAAGCUGGAGAGGGGGAUAAGCCUAUUGAUACCGUUUGAUCUGUAUGUUACAAAUUGCAGGAGGAACCAAGAAAUGCAUUGGGAACAAGAUCUGGAGGACAAGGGUAAUACUGAUAGUUUGAGACUCAGUAUUGUUUUGUUCAGGAUUCAAGAUCUGGUUAGGACGUUCAUGCCCGGUCCUGAGUCUGCUGUUUUUACGUAUAUUCAGUCUGAUGCAUUAAAUCUUAAUGACAUCGAAACUGAGCUCAACAGAUUUGAGGAAAAUAUCAGGUUAUUUUUUGAGACAGAAAUCCGACCAUCGUGCAUCAUCAGUUUGUUGCACCACUGCUCACUGGGAGAUCCACAACUAGUUACAAAUUUGAUUGACUCCAUUUCAAAGAAUCUGGACUGGCUUACCAGCUUUUUUCACACAUUUGACAAUGCUCUGCCUUUUGUAAUGAUAACUCUUGAAGCGAAGAUAUUGUUCUUGAAGAGUUUCAUUUGCUUUGCCACAGUGCAAGGCAUUGAGGGUAAGGGAUUGAUCGAUCUGUUGAUCCACGCUGAAGUUGUGGCCAUCAAAGCUGCACGCCUGGUUUCUAUAUGUUGGUUUAACAGAAACAGUGAACAAGUGUGCAAUGAAAUGGAAUCUCAAAUUUCUCAACUGAUACGCAAGGAGAUUGAUCCCGUUCAUCGCCAAGUGCGAGAAACUUAUAUCCAUGUUCUGACAGUUUCAAAGUUAUCAAGAUCGUCACACACUUUAGUGCUGGAGAAGAAUAAGCAUCUAUUGGCCAAAUUUAUUGAUUGUCUCCUGUAUAAUGUUAUGGAGCUACUAGAACAUUUUCCCAGUUUCUCGGUUCUGGUGAAGGAUCAAAUGCUAAUACUCCACGAGGGAGUAAGGUUCCUGAGUGUCCUCCUCGGGCAGCAGCAAGAGAAAUUCGAUGGGCUACAUGAUCAAAUGAAGGAUCUUAUUCGAUUUGUGGCCUGUGAUGCAGGAAUUGUGAUUUUAUCCCUUUCAACAACUGAAAUGAUAGAAGGUUUGACCAAGGAAACAGAUCUUGCACUUUUUCAUUUGGUCAAAGUGCUCAAGUUCAUUAUGGCAGAAUUUGCACAGAUUUAUCCACCACCAUCAUUCAGCUUUCCUUGGACCAAUGACUUGGGCUGCUUUGAUUUCCUCCUAGAAAGUCUUCAAGAUUUAUCAAACUCUGAAGCUGAUUCGGUUGAUUUACCAAAGGAUCAUAUCCACAAAGUGCAAGAGGAUCUUAUAUUCUUAAGAUCUUUCCUCGAGAAUAUUGUCGGGCAGUACAACCGGAACAUAAAACUCCAAGCUCUUUGGAAUCGUGGUAUGGAGAUGGCCUAUAAGGCAAAGUUACUUGUCAACUCUAUUGUAUCUGGGAAUAAAUCUGAAUGUUUGGAUACCCUAGCCGGAGAUAUAGAGCUGAUGAGGAUUGAGGCCCAUGGAAUCUUUGCCAGCCACGGCAAUGGCACUGACGCUCAGACAGUUACCAACAAUUCAGCUCAUACAUCAUCAAAACUCAGUAGCCCAGCAUUGAAUGAAGCUACGGUGGGGCUUCAUGAAGCAGUGAGGACAAUCACCUGUAGACUUACCAGGGGUUUAAAGCAGCUGGAUAUUAUUUCAAUUGUUGGGAUGGCUGGACUUGGUAAGACAACAUUAGCAAACACAGUUUACCACCAUAUGCAAAAUUCAGUUUCUUCCCAAUUUCAUAUUCAUGCUUGGUGUAUUGUUUCUCAAGCAUAUACCAAGCACAAUUUGUUAGCUCAGAUUUUGUGUAGUAUUCAUUAUAGCAGUCCUGAUAAAUAUCUUAACGAAGAUGAAGAUGAUUUGGCUGUAGAGAUAAGAAGGGUUUUGUUGAAAAAUAGGUAUCUCAUAGUUUUGGAUGACUUAUGGGACAUUGAGGCAUGGAAUUUGUUGAAAAGAUCAUUUCCAAAUGAUGCAAACGGAAGCAGGAUUCUCUUAACCAGUAGAAUUCACAGUUUGCCAUUGCAAUUAAAGCAUGCUUGCGAACCUUACCAUCUUCGCCAACUUACUGACAAAGAGAGUUGGGCAUUGCUGCAAAAUAAGCUAUUUGGCGAAGAAGGUUGCUGUCCUCCAACACUAAAUGAAGUUGGAUUCCAAAUUGCAAAAAAUUGUAAGGGACUACCUCUCACAAUUGUCCUUGUUGCUGGAAUUCUUGCAACUACAGAGCAAGAUUGCUGGAAAGAAGUUGCAGAAACUCUAAGUUCUAGCACAAUUGUUGAGACUGAACAAUGCAAGAGGACACUGGAAUUGAGUUACAGCAAUUUACCAAGUCAUCUGAAACCAUGCCUUCUUUACUUCGGUGCAUUCCCGGAAGAUGAAGACAUCCCUAUCCAAAAAUUGAUCUGGCUUUGGACCUCUGAAGGAUUUCUGCAAAAGACUGAAGGAAAGAGCUUAGAGGAUGUGGUGGAUGAGUACUUGACGGAUCUAGUCCAAAGAAGUUUAGUUAUGGUCACCCGACAAAGAUCUAUAGGUGGUGCCAAAGCUUGCCGAAUUCAUGAUUUGAUACAUGAGUUUUGUGUGGAAAAAGCCAAAGAAGAAAGUUUUCUACAGAUUUCUCAUGGGGAAAAUGAUCUUUUUACCCUGACUGGACCGCAUAACCUUCAUCGACUAUGUAUUUACAAUGCCUGGCCGAUGAAGCUUAAAAAGUCAAAGGUAUUCUUUCCCAAUUUACGUUCUUUGCUCUUCUUUGCUGAGUGGACACCGGUGGAUUAUUUUCCAAUCGGGGUUCUGUUGUUCAAACUUCUUAGAGUUUUGGAUUUGGAACUUUGGUUUUAA